Messenger RNA from Triticum turgidum subsp. durum (durum wheat), 1395 nucleotides. The record is from the annotation of a GenBank genome assembly. Lineage: Eukaryota; Viridiplantae; Streptophyta; Magnoliopsida; Poales; Poaceae.
AUGGCACACACCACACUCCUCUACAAUGUCAUCUCACUCUCGCUCUCCCUUGCAGCUUCAGCUCUUGCGCCACCGCCUGACACCACCCAACAAGCACCGACGACGGUGCGAGCCGGCUACUACUUCGCCGAUGACGCCGAUCUCUGGCCCCUCUCGGCCCUCGACGCCUCCCUCUACACCCACCUCUACUACUCCUCUCUCUCCGUGCACCCCACGCGGCACACGCUCCAGCUCCCAGCCGACCUGGCCCAGGCGCGCCUCCUCGCCAGCUUCUCCCGGGAGCUCAAAGGGAGAAACCCGGUGCUCAGGACCCUGCUCUCCCUCGCCACCGCCGGCGCCGAAGAUGCCGCAGCAGGCGCCGCCAGGGCAUCUGGGGACCCCGCGUUCGCCGCCAUGGCCGCGGACCCGACGUCGCGGGUCGCGUUCGUCGACGCGGCCGUUAGGGUGCCGCGGGAGAAUGGCUUCGACGGGAUCGACGUCGCGUGGCGGUUCCCGGCGUCGGCGGUGGAAAUGGCCGACUUCGGGUUCCUUGUCGCCGAGUGGCGCGCCGCGGCGCCCAAGGGGUUCCUGCUCACGGCCACCGUCUACUUCUCUAACCACGUGUUCGGCGCGCCGUUCGCCGGCGUGGACUACCUGUCGGAGGCGGUCGCGGGGAGCCUCGACUGGAUCAACGUGAUGGCGUUCGGGCUCCGGCCGGCCGACGCGGCGGCCACUGUCACGGCCUUCGACGCGCCGCUGUACGACAGGGCGUCGCACUUCUCGGUGAGCUACGGCGUCGUCUCCUGGCUCGACGCGGGAGUCCCGGCGGGCAAGGUGGUCAUGGGGCUCCCGCUCUACGGCCGGUCGUGGUUCCUGCGCAACAAGGCCAAUAGCGGCAUCGGCGCGCCGGUCGUGGCCGCCGGGCCGAAGCAGCGCGGGAGCAACGCGACGGGGGCCAUGUCCUACGCCGAGGUGCAGGCGCUCACCACGACCGCGGGCGGACGCGCGCCGGUGAUGACGUCGUAUGACAACGGCUCCGUGUCGUCGUACCUGGCGGUGGGCGACGUCUGGGUCGCCUUCGACGGCGCGGCCUUCGUCGCCGAGAAGCUCGGCUUCGCCGCCCGGUGCAGCCUGCUCGGCUACUUCCUGUGGCCGGUGAACUACGACGACGCCAACCUCACGGUAACCAGGAGAGCAUCUGAGGUCUGGGAGCAGAGCAAAAUUUCGUCGGAUUUGAGGAACGUCACGGGCGUCCGGCAGGGGAAAGCCCCAUUUGAGCUGCCGCCGGCUCUCGGGUCGCCUUCGCCGGCGUCAGAGCCGGUGCCCGUGCCGACGUCAGCAUCGUUCUCAUGGCUGUGCCGGAAGAAGCUUGAUGCGCGCUUGCAUUUGUCUGUACUAAUUGUCCUCUUAUAUUAA